AUGAAAAACACUAAUUUAUACCACCUUGGAAUUGAUGCUUCCACAAUGGACUUUGAAAAAGCAUUCGGGAACAUCAAACACGGGAUUGGAGAGAGUUCAACUUCAGUCAUGCUCUAUGAACUCUUUAAGCUUUUAAAAUUUGCAAAAUGUGUCGACCCCCUCAUAAUCAGAAUUGGGACAUGUGGCGGACUCGGACUGGAUCCGGGGACAGUCGUCAUCACCCAAAAAGCUUACGAUGGAUUUCUUCGAGAGUUCCUUUCAAUCGUUGUUCAAACUAUUCACGUUUAG
Molecule: messenger RNA, 288 nt
Organism: Octopus sinensis (East Asian common octopus)
Lineage: Eukaryota; Metazoa; Mollusca; Cephalopoda; Octopoda; Octopodidae
Product: uridine phosphorylase 1-like
Exons: 2
Coding region: 1-288 (95 amino acids)
Biological process (GO): uridine catabolic process
Cellular component (GO): cytosol
Molecular function (GO): uridine phosphorylase activity
Source: RefSeq, a predicted model, not a curated record